AUGAACGAAGACGUCCUGAAUAACGAAGUUUAUGGCAACGGUAAUGGGGAAGCUUUUGUUUUUUAUUCCCCAAACGAUAAACUUCGUCUGCAUGGGCGACAUUGGCCACUUACAAAUGGUGAUUGUCGUGCUGUUGUACUGAUUGUUCAUGGAUCAGGCGAACAUUGUCAACGUUACAAACACGUAGCUUACUUUUGUAAUGUUCAACAAAUUGCCUUUGUUGGUUUUGACUUGCGAGGUCAUGGUCUGUCAGAUGGUGAGCGUGGCUAUACGCCUAGUCUUGAUGCUCUUUUUGACGACAUCGAAUGUAUCAUUGAUCGCAUUCAUACUGAGCUUUAUCCUGGUGUACCUCUGGUGAUCUAUGCACAUGGGACUGGAUCGCUUCUUUGUCUUUCUCAUAUCGUUCUACGACCUUUCAAACCAUUUACCUGUCAGGCCAUGAUCAUUAGUACACCUUCAAUUUGUCUCAACAGACGUCCCACAGCAUUAUUGCUUUUUUUCUCACGUGCUUUUGCCAAUUUGGAUCCUCAUUUUCGUUUACCUGUUCACGGCAACACUACGAAUGUAUAUUGUAAUGAUAAUGACGUUGUUCAAGCCUAUCGAAAUGAUCCACUAGUUCAUGAUCGAUGGCCAGCAACGACUGUUUCUAUAUUCAUGGAAUUAGGUGUUCUCCUGGAACAGAAUACAGUUUACGUAUCAUGGCCAUUAUUGAUUCAACAUGGCAAUGCAGAUAUUAUAACGCCGAUUGAGGGUAUUCAAAAAUGGGUGCAGCAGAGAGUGCGAGGUGAUGUUACGUUUAAAGUAUGGCCAGGCCAUUUUCAUGAACUGCACAAUGAUUUAGGAAAAGAAGAAAUAUUGUCUUAUACAAUAGCCUGGAUCGAAGAGAAGUUGAACAUUUGA
Messenger RNA from Rotaria sp. Silwood1, 900 nucleotides. NCBI's taxonomy places the organism in Eukaryota, Metazoa, Rotifera, Eurotatoria, Philodinida, Philodinidae. The record is from the annotation of a GenBank genome assembly.